GAUGGGAGACAAACCUGGAGUUGUGUCUUUUCAAGGCAGUGCUAGGUAUACCUUAGCUGCGAGCGUCAGUGCCAGCCAACCUGCGUACCUAGGUAGUAGUACCUAGUACCUACACUUGCUCUGUACUCCCACACAGAGGUAACUCUAAGAGUUAACUUCAAUUCCAGACCUCUGAGCGUCCUCAAAGCAACCACCACUCUCCAUCCAUCAUCCAUCGCCAGAAAGACGUAUGAGUCCACAUACCCAAUUUCUCUUAGCUUGAUGUCGUCUUCGUCCAAUGUUCACCACUCGACACGCUCAAGAUGCCUUUCGGCUGCGCCUGCACCGAGCGCGAUCCGUUGACCUGACCGACGAAGAACUGGUUGAAAUCCGGGCAGCUCAGCGGACCUUUGAGGGCGCUUACAUCCGCACGUCGCUGUCCCAGUUCUCCUUCGCCCUAAUCGUACUCAAGAUCUUUACCUCGGAAUUUUACUCGAUCGGGGCCUUGUUCGCCCUUUAUGGAGCCGGCGUCCUCGCUGUGAGUGCCUACCGUCGUCAGCAGGGCAACAAACAAUUCUUUAGCGACGUCGGGCCCGAGGGUUUGGGCAGAAGGAGAUUCCGCACAAGUGGCAAUGUCGUCGUCAUCUUAACAAGCUUGAGCAUUGCUGCAUAUAUCAGCCUUUUGGUCUUGACUCUGAGGUUGAACCGCUGAAGCCCCGCCCGAGGCCAUUUUGGAAUCACGUUUAUCAUGCAGCGCACCCUCUAUUCGAGCUCGCGGGUCACCAAGUCCAUAUUCAGCUACACGUCUUGAAUGUCGUCUGGUUCUGUCUGCAGCUAUAGGAGUUGAUCAAAUGAUCAUAUCACCAUCUAUCGCACAUAACGGCCAUGUUGACAUUCCGAGGGCAGUCCAGAAUCUGGACCCGCGUCCACAAGGCUUUCUCGUGAU
This is a messenger RNA of Exophiala mesophila, 925 nucleotides long. RefSeq lists its product as uncharacterized. Bases 278 to 691 code for a protein of 137 amino acids. The transcript is spliced from 3 exons. Lineage: Eukaryota; Fungi; Ascomycota; Eurotiomycetes; Chaetothyriales; Herpotrichiellaceae. The record is from RefSeq and is a predicted model, not a curated record.